Molecule: messenger RNA, 231 nt
Organism: Cetraspora pellucida
Lineage: Eukaryota; Fungi; Glomeromycota; Glomeromycetes; Diversisporales; Gigasporaceae
Source: the annotation of a GenBank genome assembly
AUCGAUCAAAUUUGGCAAUUGCCAUAGUUUAUAUGUCUAAAGAAUUCAAUUGGAAUCAUAGUACUCAAGGUCUUGUGUCAUCAUCAUUUUAUUUCGGAUAUAUUACGACACAAAUUAUAGGUGGUGUGCUUACUGAUAAAUACGGUGCCAGGAUAAUAUUAGGCAUAUCUGCUAUAUCUUGGUCAAUUUUUACUUUACUUACACCAAUUUCUGCCAGAAUAAAUAUAUAUU